GGGCCCGGGCCGGUGACACAGCACGGGGACAUCGGGGCUGGGCCGGGCCGGUGUCACAGCACGGGGACAUCGGGGCCGGUGUCACAGCACGGGGACAUCGGGGCUGGGCCCGGGCUGGUGUCACAGCACGGGGCCGGGCUCGCCCUGCCGGUUACGGUGGUUGCCGUUCCCGCCUCGGUGUUUACCCCGCGAUCGGCAUCUUCCUCAGGCAAACAAGGCUUUAGGCCUGAAGGUGAAGCAGGCGCAAGCCGGCCUCUUAUCUGCGCUGACUCCUGGGACAUUGAGAGAAACAGUUGUACCACUAAAAAUGUAAACCAAACAAACCCCAAAUCAAGCCCCCCAUCAGCAACUUUAAUUCUGUUGAAAAGAUGGGGAAUGCUGAAAGCAAUGCCUAUCAGAAUCACCUUUCCAGAUUUCUUCCUGAGGAGCAGUCUGACAUUGAUGGACUAUUCGAUACCUUAUCAGGAUUGAGUGGCUCGGCUGGAGCAAAAAAUGCCAAAGCUGCAAAGAAAACCGUGACUCUGGCAGGACUACAGGCACACACCCGGGAGCCCCUGCCAGAGCCGAUGACUGCUCGGUUGUACAAUGGAAUGAAAAGCAUUGACCUGCCUGGCAAAUCAUCCGGGCUCACUGAACAGAUUUCCAAGGAGCAGUUUGUAAUUUUUAUGUCAAACCUCUUAAAAGGGAAUGCAGAUGAGAAGAUUAGCAUAAUAAUGAGAAUGAUCGCCAAGACCGGAGGGCCUCUGAAGGGCAAACAAAUCCAGGAGUUCACAGAAGAUCUGAUCACAUCUGUAGUCCAUGUACUGAGCUACAGGAAGGAGCUGAAAGGUUGGAGUUUGGAGAAUACAAGGGAUUCUUCGAGUGGGGUCAAAGCUUUGGCUUCUGAGCUGCUCUCAGAAUUGAAGCUUCCAGAUGGGACAAAACCUGUGGGUUCUCAGCUGCUGGAGACAAAUUUUGACCAAAGUGUCGUUGAGGAUUGGGUGUACAGAGUUCCCCAGAUCUCAGUUUUCCUCAGCGUUGUCAUCAGGCAAGGCCUCCACGUCCUGCAUUCCCUCCCGGACCAAACCAACGACAUCCUCAACCUGGUCCCUCACUGCAAAGGCAUCAAAGGAAGAGGAGUUGUCAGUCUCUUUGACAUCCCAGCCAUCAUCUACAUCAACUCCCACCUGCCUGCAGAGAUGCAGCACAAGUGGCAGCUUUUGUUUUCCUCCAGGAUCCACGGGGAAAGCUUCUCCCAGCUGUGUGCCCACAUCGUGAACAAAGGCCCUUGCCUGGUGAUCAUAAGGGACUUGGAUGGUUUCCUCUUUGGUGGGUUUGCAUCUCACUCCUGGGAGGUGAAACCACAGUUUCAAGGUGACAACAGAUGCUUUUUGUUUUCUGUUUUCCCCACUCUGGCUGUAUACACAUACACAGGGUACAAUGACCACUACAUGUAUUUAAACCACGGCCAACAGACUAUGCCAAAUGGACUUGGGAUGGGUGGACAGCGUGGCUACUUUGGGCUCUGGAUAGACAGCGACUACGGGAAGGGCCACAGCAAAGCCAAACCUCGGUGCACCACCUACAACAGCCCCCAGCUGUCAGCCAAAGAGGAUUUUACACUGGAUGCCAUGGAAGUUUGGGCAGUGGGAGAUGUCCCUGAGAGUGCAGGGAGAAAAGGUAAGAAGAGUAUCCUGGAUGUGGAUCCUCAGGCUCAGGCCUUGUUGGAAAUGGCUGGAAAAAGCCGCCAGAGCGAAGGUCUGCGGGAGCCCAUGGAAGAGGAUGAAGAGGAAGAUGAUGAGAGCUAAAGGAGCCGCAGUAACACAAAAAACCUUUACUUUUAUUUCCUUCAAGUGGUGAUGAUGUUUCUUGGACAAGAUAUUUUUUUUCCUUUUUUAUUUCCCCAUUGAAUUUACCUCAUUGUCUGGGACAAAGCUUAAGCCUUGUACUUGUGUAAUAUUUAGGUAAAAGCACUAUUCUGCCUGAAGGGUUUUGUUCGGGGAGGGCAGAAGAAUUAACUGGGGACAUGAUCUUAGGCAUGGCUGAGCUCCAGCUGAAUAUGAAUCUGCUUUCAUUCCCCACAGAUCAUGUCUGCACACUCCACUAAAAGCAGCAGAAGUUAUAGACAGUAUGGCUUUCUGUCCUGGAGAAUUGAUAAUGUACCUAGUCAUAUAUUUAUAAAACCUGUUCAAGGCACUGAUUAAAGCUCUUAUACCUCA
Hirundo rustica (Barn swallow) is the source of this 2198-nucleotide messenger RNA. It is a transcript of the gene MEAK7, whose product is annotated as MTOR associated protein, eak-7 homolog. The coding region runs from base 369 to 1787 and encodes 472 amino acids. The record is from RefSeq and is a predicted model, not a curated record. Gene Ontology annotation, biological process: TOR signaling. NCBI's taxonomy places the organism in Eukaryota, Metazoa, Chordata, Aves, Passeriformes, Hirundinidae. The transcript has 10 exons.